CUGUACAUAUAUAUAUAUUUCUGUCUGCGGUAGCUGUCGCGUUUUGUGAAAUAAUCAUCAUUGCUCAAGCUUAUAGUAAAGAACACAUGGCUGCCAAUCGGGUACUCGUUUACGGAGGAAGAGGCGCACUAGGUAGUAAAAUUGUUCAGCACUUCAAAUCUAAAGGAUGGUGGGUAGCCAGCAUCGAUAUCGUUGCCAAUGAGGAGGCAAACGCGAACGUGCUGGUGAAGUUAUCCGAGUCAUUUACCGAGCAAGCGGGGCAGGUGACAGCAGAUGUGGCACAGUUGCUAGGGGACCAGAAAGUAGAUGCCAUCUUGUGUGUGGCAGGCGGAUGGGCAGGAGGAAAUUGCAGCUCAAAAGACUUGUACAAAAACACAGACAUGAUGUGGAAGCAGAGUGUGUGGACCUCUACCAUCUCUAGCCACCUGGCUGCUGUCCACCUGAAGCAAGGGGGACUGCUGACUCUGGCUGGGGCUAAAGCAUCACUGGGUGGCACUAGUGGUAAGAUGCCACAUACCUCUACUGGCAUGGUGGGCUAUGGCAUGGCCAAGGCAGCAGUCCACCAGCUCUGUCAGAGUCUAGCUGGAGAAGACAGUGGGAUGCCCCCUGGAGGUGUGGCUGUAGCCAUACUACCGGUAACCUUGGAUACGCCGAUGAACAGGAAGUUCAUGCCCGAUGCAGACUUUGGUUCCUGGACACCGCUGGACUACAUUUCAGAAACGUUCUUCAAUUGGGCCACUGGUGCAGAUCGUCCAGCAUCGGGCAGUCUGAUGCAGCUCACUACUGUGGGAGGCAAGACACAGACACUACCCACGCAAUAGAGGAGAGGGAGGGAGAGAGACAAUGAGAGAGCGGGAGGGAGGGCUAGUUGAGUGGGAUGGUUGGGAGAGAUGGUGAUAGGGCGGGUCGGGAGGGUUAAAAUGAGUCACAGGGAGAGCGGGAGGGAGGGCUUGUUGAGUGGGAGAGAUGGUGAUAGGGCGGGUCGGGAGGGUUAAAAUGAGUCACAAGGAGAGCGGGAUGGAGGGCUAGUUGAGCGGGAUGGUUGGGAGAGAUGGUGAUAGGUCGGGAGGGUUAAAAUGAGUCACAGGGAGAGCGGGAGGGAGGGCUAGUUGAGUGGGAUGGUUGGGAGAGAUGGUGAUAGGUCGGGAGGGUUAAAAUGAGUCACAGGGAGAGCGGGAGGGAGGGCUAAAAUGAGUCACAGAGAGAAAGAGGGGAUGAAUGCUUGGUUGAAGAUGUUCCCUCUAAGAACUAUUAUCAGUAUCUCAUAACAAAUUGUUUGUAUUUUUCUGUCUUUUGAUAUGGUUUUAUUCCUCGGUCUCAAUUUGAAUAAAACUCCAUAUGAAUCAUAA
Messenger RNA from Oncorhynchus masou masou (cherry salmon), 1349 nucleotides. Its product is annotated as dihydropteridine reductase-like. Gene Ontology annotation, cellular component: cytoplasm. NCBI's taxonomy places the organism in Eukaryota, Metazoa, Chordata, Actinopteri, Salmoniformes, Salmonidae. Gene Ontology annotation, biological process: L-phenylalanine catabolic process; tetrahydrobiopterin biosynthetic process. The transcript is spliced from 7 exons. The coding region runs from base 87 to 821 and encodes 244 amino acids. The record is from RefSeq and is a predicted model, not a curated record. Gene Ontology annotation, molecular function: 6,7-dihydropteridine reductase activity; NADPH binding; NADH binding.